Messenger RNA from Moneuplotes crassus, 776 nucleotides. Lineage: Eukaryota; Ciliophora; Spirotrichea; Euplotida; Euplotidae. The record is from the annotation of a GenBank genome assembly.
CUUCAUAAAAAGCAUCAUCCAUGAAACUUUGGCGAAGAUCACAAAGUUUCUUGUUCUGAGGGUCUUCUUGAGCAGUGAUUGAUUUGUUCAAUAUUUUUGACUUUGGACACUCUGAUGGGUUAAAUAUUAUACCAUCGAGUUCUGAUAAGUGCUCCUUAUACACUUUUAAAAGUUUAUUUUUGCUCUUGAGCUGUAACUGUGUAACUUCAGCUUGCUUCUUAAAAUUUUCUUUGUCUUUUUGAGCAAGUAGCAAUCUUUCUUUGAUAUUGUAUCAAGUCCCAGCCAUUAAGUCCUCAAGUGUUUCUGAAUUAUCUAAAGCUUUGUCCUUCUUUACAAUAGCUUUUCUUAAUCUUAAUACCUCAAAGUGGUUCCGACUAGCCUGCUUCAGUUGUAAGCAAGCUUGUUCAUAUAACUUUCUGUAUUUCCUCUUCAAGUUAUAAUUCUUCUUGAUCAGUCUUGAGUAACUCUUCUGGCUACAUUGAGCAAUAUGUCUAUAGACCUUUAAGAUUUUCUCUAUUUCUUCUGGUUAAGACUUUUCAGAGAAACCUGCUUUUAAGUAAAGAAUAUAAGCUUGAUAAGGAAGAGGAUCAUCCCAAUUUUGUCUUAAUUCUCUGUCUGAAUGAGCAAAACUACACUGCUCUUUAUUCAUUCAAUCUUUGAUAUUAAACUGGCAUCUCUCUAUGCAAUAGUUUGGGGCCUUAGAUUUAUAUUGAGGGACAAAUCAGCAUUUUCAGUUUGAAUUGUGCAAUUCCAUUUAGUAAUUAAUAUAUUAUUUA